GGCUUCUCAUAUUCAUUUGCAAGAGCUUUCUCUGCCUAUAUUUUUCAGCAAACCAAAACAGCUACAUGAUGUUUGAAUAUGCUGUGCUAUUUUUGUCCCUCAUUGUGCUCGGAAUUUCACUUGCCUUCAACUUCGUUAGUUUAUUGGGGACGAUGUGGAGUAUGAGGGAAUCUAUAAACGAUACAAUCAAUUUCAUGAUCAAAUUACCUAAUUGGUUAAACUACUAUAACAACUUGAAGAACGACACAAACACCCUCCAUAUGAAAACAACAAGAUUAACCCGAAAAGCCCAUGACAUCAGAUCAGAGGCAUCUGCUGCAGAGCAUCAGACCCUUCGCCAAGUGAAGGCAGAAGUACGAAAUUGGUUGGAAAACGUGCAGACUGUGGAUAACCAAGUUAAGGAUAUUCUGGAGCAGGCAGGAAGAGAUAUGAACAUUUUCGUAGAUUUCUUUUAUCGCGCUUGGUUAGGGAUCGUUCAUGUCGACAAGAAACUUCAGCAAGUAGAACAACUCUUGGAUACUGGAACGUCUUUACAGACUGCUCCCUUGAUAUCUAAUGUAAGACUGGAGCUUCCUUAUCUGACUUCCAACCUAAUAGGUAGCGAAGCAUUCGGUAAUAUCAAGAAAGUGUUGGAGUUUAUAAAAUCAGAUCGGAUAUCAUGUAUUGGUGUUCAUGGAGCACAAGGUACCGGCAAAACAGAAAUCGUUAAGCAUAUCUACAACCGAAUAUUAGUAAACACGAAUGUUUAUUAUGUACAAAUUAGGGAGAAUAUCACGAACCAUGAGUUGUCGAGCAUGAUUGCUCUAACACUUGGGUUAGAAUUAGCUGAAGAGGAUGAAGGUAGGCGGCCUGAUUUUUUAUACAGAGCUUUGAGAAGUAAAGGGAAAUUUGUUCUUAUACUAGAUGGUUUAAUAAGAGAUUUCAGAUUAAUUGAAGUAGGUAUCCCUGUGCAUUCAAAUGGGGGAAAAUUGAUUUUCACUACACGUUCACCAAAUGUUUUGCGAAGAAUGCAGUCACAAGAAACAAUCGAGCUGCAGCCGUUGUCAGAAGAUGAAGCACAUGAGCUGUUUCGAAAAGAGGUGCAGGUGAGUGAAUAUGACUCGGAAGAAAUGGAAGGCGUAGCACAUCGUAUCUUACAACAAUGUGGGAAUGUACCUGGCGUAAUUAUUCGUAUAGCAGAUAUGUUGAGAAGGGAACAUGAUAUACAUGUAUGGUGGAACACUUUGAAUGAACUGCAACAACACUUGUAGUUGCUUAAGCCUAAAUACUCUAUUUUUAGAAACUUAUUCCAUCCAAAACUCUGUGUAAUCAGAUGGUUUCUAAAUUUAGAAAUGAUAGAAGGUAGUAUGAAGCUGCUACAGAAUAAAGCAGACUAAUCGACUAGCAAAUGAAUACUUGCAGCUGUAGUGUGUCUGUUUCAGUGUGUUUUCUUUGUUGAUGUUGAGCAGACUAGUAAACAAUAUUUUUACGUAGGGUUGAAAACAUAAUACUAUGAGCUAAAAAAAUCUAUACUGAGCCGAUUCGACUACUA
This is a messenger RNA of Amaranthus tricolor (Joseph's coat), 1531 nucleotides long. Its product is annotated as probable disease resistance protein At1g15890. NCBI's taxonomy places the organism in Eukaryota, Viridiplantae, Streptophyta, Magnoliopsida, Caryophyllales, Amaranthaceae. The record is from RefSeq and is a predicted model, not a curated record. Gene Ontology annotation, molecular function: ADP binding. The coding region runs from base 66 to 1250 and encodes 394 amino acids. The transcript has 2 exons.